CGCAAAUGCCCGACGCGCCUUUAACGGAUAUAAACACGCGGCAACUAUAACUCCACUUUUCUAAUAACUUGUCAAACUGUAUAGAAACUUUAAAGUCAUGUUUGUGGCUGUGCUGGUUGGCGGUUUUUUGAUCUUAAGCCCGCAAGUUGACGCAAAAGGAGCGAUCUACUUGACGACUAAAAAUGGAACAUUUCCAAUAUCGGUGCCCGCAACGUCCCGUGAGGCGGCGUCGCAACACUCUCCCAAGAUUUUGUCCAGCGCUGAUAAAAACACUCCUGUACCCACCGGUUAUAGCGACCGUGACUACUGGGACACCAAUGACAAAAUCCUUUCCGAUUAUUUGAAUAUAACGUUCGGUGAAAUGGACACGCGCUAUACGUGGAAAAACAAAAGGAGUAUCAACGAUGCGGUUUCCAGAAAUAUCACGCUGGUCCUCGAGAACCUUUUGAAGAAUUAUGAGAACUCGCAACUCCCUACUCAUGGAAAAGGGUACCCUACAGUCGUGCAAACCAAUAUAUUGAUAAGGAGUAUGGGCCCGAUAUCAGAGCUUGAUAUGGACUAUUCAAUGGACUGCUACUUCAGGCAAUACUGGCGCGACACCCGACUCUCCUUCCUCGGACCCAUUCGCUCGCUGUCACUAUCCAUCAAGAUGCUCGAGCGGAUCUGGCGGCCAGACACCUACUUCUACAACGGCAAACAUUCCUAUGUGCACACUAUAACUGUGCCGAACAAGCUGUUAAGGAUCAGUCAGCAUGGUGAUAUAUUGUACUCAAUGAGGUUGACUAUUAAAGCUAAAUGCCCCAUGGAGCUUCGGAAUUUUCCAAUGGAUCGCCAGUCCUGCCCACUUAUACUUGGUAGUUAUGCGUACUCCAACCAGCAACUGGUGUACCAGUGGCAGAACUCGCAAAGCGUCAACUUUGUCCCGGGAAUGACGCUGUCCCAGUUCGACCUAAUCAGCUUCCCUUACCGAAACUUCACCUUCACGAGGAGAGAAGGAGAUUUUUCCGUGCUUCAAGUAUCGUUCAACCUGCAGCGACACACUGGGUACUUCCUCAUACAAGUAUACGUACCGUGCAUCCUCAUCGUAGUCCUCUCCUGGGUAUCCUUUUGGAUACACCGCGAGGCAACAUCGGAUCGCGUGGGCUUGGGGAUCACAACCGUGCUGACUCUGUCCACCAUAAGUCUGGACUCUCGAACUGAUCUGCCCAAGGUGCGUUACGCGACGGCGCUGGAUUGGUUUCUACUCAUGAGCUUCUUCUACUGCAUCGCCACUCUUCUAGAAUUUGCUGGCGUCCAUUACUUUACCAAGGUCGGUUCUGGCGAGAUAGUGAUAGACGACGCGGAAUGGGAAGAGCUAAUUGAGGAGGUGGGAGGCGACGCGUUUGCCGCGCGACAACUCGCCGCUCGCCGCCGGAGUUCCGCCAGAUCCGCUGCCAACUACAGUUUCUCGCUGCCGCAAGAAAGCAACAGUCCCGCGGAAGCCGGCUCUGAGCCCGUGGUUCGACUGACCAUGGAACGCACCACACAGACGGAGUCGCGCGUGCCGGGCUGGCGGCAGCUGCUGUACUGUCUCGCCGGGGACGACCUUUACCGGAGGAAGCGUCAGGUCGAAGCUGGAAUGCGUGGCCACAUCAACAGCGUGUCGCACAUCGACCGCGCCGCCCGCGUUCUCUUCCCGGCUUCGUUUGCGCUUCUCAACCUCUUCUACUGGCUAGUAUACGUGUUCUCCGCCACUGAUUUCGCCUGGAGUGACAAUCCCAUGAACUCGCUGUCUCAUUAAAAAUAAAGGGGAUGACAUCACGUGACCGCCUUUCCACAUUUUCCUCUCUCUCUCUCUCUCUCUCUCAGUGUUGAAAAUCAUUGUAAGUGGUCAGUAGUUAGGUAGUGGUAGGUACUAGGUUAAUUAACCAACAAGAAAGAAGUACCUACCUAGGCGUUUCGCGAAACUACCUAAAAGUAGGUAAGUUUGUACCUAACACGGGUGUUUGACCAAAAUCGCACCAAAUCCAGUCGUAAGCGUCUUAGACCAAACCUGUUUUGCCCGAUCGCGCUGGGAAUACAUAACUAAUUUAGAACAGAACAGUCUAAGAAGUAGGUGCAUAAAUAAUUAAAUGAUAUAUAAUGUAAGGUGUAGGUGCAUGGUGUAUUCACUAGGUAUUCGGGUAAUUUCGGAAAUUCUGGCUAAUCCAGAAAAUCAUUUUCCGUUCUCAUAUUCCGUGAUAAUGAAUAAUGAAUUGUCCGCCACUUUUUAGUAUUUUUUUUUUCUCGGAAUUAUCUGAAUACAUAUAUA
Cydia fagiglandana is the source of this 2290-nucleotide messenger RNA. Its product is annotated as gamma-aminobutyric acid receptor subunit alpha-2. The transcript is spliced from 11 exons. The record is from RefSeq and is a predicted model, not a curated record. Lineage: Eukaryota; Metazoa; Arthropoda; Insecta; Lepidoptera; Tortricidae. The coding region runs from base 98 to 1780 and encodes 560 amino acids. Gene Ontology annotation, biological process: chemical synaptic transmission; nervous system process; chloride transmembrane transport. Gene Ontology annotation, cellular component: neuron projection; plasma membrane; synapse. Gene Ontology annotation, molecular function: extracellular ligand-gated monoatomic ion channel activity; neurotransmitter receptor activity; GABA-A receptor activity.